AUGCCCUUCCACACCGGCAUGCUCCCCCGCGAGGGGUUCAAAGGCGAUGCUUUGAUCUCCCUGAUCAAGAACACAGCCUUCAACCCCAAGAUCCUGCUGCCACUGUUCCUGCUGGCAAAAUACACCAAGCAAGGCCAGGAUCUCACCAUCUUGCACCCGACCGCAUUUGCCAGAGUCAGAAAGCUGCUCAUCUUGAGCCUGCUAGGUUGGGGAAACAGCUGGUUGACGAGAAAGGUGAACAACAGCUGGGUAGACGACAAGUACGACUGGACUGGCAAAGAAAUCGUCGUCGUAACCGGCGGCUCCGGCGGCAUAGGCGGCCUAAUCGUCCAACUCCUGGCCGAACGCUCCAUCAAAACCGUCGUCCUCGACAUCCAACCCCUCACCUUCCACCCCGGCCCCACGGUAACCUACUUCAAAUGCGACCUCACCUCCCCCUCCUCCAUCGCCCACGUCGCCUCCCUUAUCCGCGCCCAGGUCGGCAACCCCACCGUUCUCAUCAACAACGCCGGCGUCGUCCAAAACAAGUCCAUCCUCGCCUCCACCCCGCGCGACGUGCAAUUCACCUUUGACGUGAACCACUUCUCCCACUACUCCACCGUCCGCGAGUUUUUGCCUUACAUGAUCGAGAAGAACCACGGGAUGGUAGUGACGGUGGCGAGUUUUGCUGCUUGGGUGAGCGUGCCGAAUAUGGUUGACUAUGCAGCCUCAAAAGCGGCGGCGCAGAGUUUCCAUGAGGGGUUGACGGCUGAGAUUAAGACUACUUACGGGGCGGAGAGGGUUAGGACUGUGGUUGUUAAUCAGGGGUAUACCAAGACUGCGCUGUUUGAGGGGUAUCAUAAUGAUAGUCCGUUUUUGCUGCCGGCGCUGGAGCCGGGGAGUGUGGCUGAGGCGGUUGUGAGGCAGGUGCUCAAGGGGGAGAGCGGUCAGGUUAUUUUGCCAAAGAUGGGGAAUAUGCUGCCUUUUCUGGGGGGCUUGCCGGGGUGGUAUGCGGGUCGGUUGAGGGUGAAGGGAGUGGGGAUUAUGAAGCAGUUUAGGGGGAGGAAGGUGGUGGAGGAUGUGGAGAAGUUUUAUGAGGAGAAAGAGAAGAAGGAGGAGAAGGGGGUUGGUGAGAGUACGGUGCUUGUUGAGUAAGGUAGGGGGAAGUGGUUGCUCUGGCGAUGGGGGUGGGUGACGUUGAUAGUAGCGGAGUACCUAAUCUCAGGGGUAAAACUCUUUGUUGACUUGAAACAAGCACGCAGCGGAACUUGUUUUUUUUUUUCUUUUUUUUUUUUCGGAAGCUGCCAGCCUGGUGGUUUCAGGUAUUGAAAGGCAGGAGUGUUUGUCAAGGUUGACUCACAGGACCGAGGGCUUUGUUCGGCAAUAAUCAUGUAGGACAGGAGAAACGUGACCGAGAACAUGGCACGAGGAAAUUUGUGACAGUGUUUUCUUACUUGUGCUACUGAAAAUUUUGACUUGAUAUCCUAAGGCGUUUCAAAGACAGCCUGUGAUUCCCGAGGAUGCC
Molecule: messenger RNA, 1504 nt
Organism: Podospora bellae-mahoneyi
Lineage: Eukaryota; Fungi; Ascomycota; Sordariomycetes; Sordariales; Podosporaceae
Exons: 2
Coding region: 1-1134 (377 amino acids)
Molecular function (GO): oxidoreductase activity, acting on the CH-OH group of donors, NAD or NADP as acceptor
Source: RefSeq, a predicted model, not a curated record